UCCGGACACAAAACAAAUUAUAUUUUUGCUCAUCACACAAACAUUUUUUAAGGUUGGGGCUCAAACCCACGACCUCUCGUAAAACAGUGUUUGUCACUUACCAUUUAGACCAACAGGGCAGUCAAAGCCUCAAUUUUUUUUCUCAAACAUUGAACGUAAUUUUAGUCAAUUUUAGGAAAGAAUAUAAUUAAUGUGGCUAAUAUUGAACGAAAUUUUGAGUAAAACUCGUUUAUUUAUUAAUUAUCAAUUUCAUCCCAUGAUAAUCCUCUCUUCCUCAUUAAAAAAGUGUUGUAAGAUUGAUCACCUAUACUUAUUUUAAAAUUCGAUGUUUGUCUACUGGUAACUUGUAUCAAUUCUAUUUGGCUUAUCAGUUCUUAUCACGAAUGUGUACUUAAUUGUAGUCACAACAAACAUAGAAAUAAUCCUUAAAGAUAAACAGUCGUCAGUACUUUUGUCUAUAUUCUAUCUCAUUUGUACUUAUGUAAGGAGAGUGCCCGACAGGGUCCAUAAUUGUUUCUAAAUUUUAUUUUAUCUCUACCACCUGUAAUUGUAGGUACAUUACGGAUAGCAAUUAACGAUUUUGAUUUGAUUUGAAUAUUAAGUGUUUUUUGUAAUAGUAAAAAAAAAUAGGAUCAAGUUAUAUAAAAUACUUAUUGUAACUUUUAAGUAUUCUGAAGGAUAUGUCAUUUGGUCAAUGUACUUAUUCGAUUUAAUGUAGAACAAAAAAUAAAACGAUUUUCUAAGUUCCUUGGUUUCAUUAUCCUAAAAAUCCUCAUAUCCUGAAACACAUAAUACUUUGAAUUGGUAAAAGACAUCAGUUCCAAAUUGUGCUAAUGUUCCACAACUAUCACAUAGUCUCAAAUUAAGCAAGACUUGUUUUGUGAGCACUAGACAACUGACUGACCAGCAUACUUAUAUAUUUCUAAAUGAAUACACCCAGACGCAAAACAAAUGAUCGUUCUCAUUACAAAAAGAUUUUACCUACUUAGGUAUAGGGUUUAGGUAUUAGGUAUAGGUAGGGUAUAGAACCAACGAACUCCAGUCCAUAAUAUUGAAUCCAAAGUCACUAAGUUUCUUGGUUUGUCUUUAGUGUUAGUCUUGAUGCCCCAGAUCACUAUUACUUUUAUCAAUCAAGUAUUAAAGAUAUUAUAACCGUAUAUUUCUUGUAUUGAAUGGUUUGUGUUAGGCAGUUUUGAAUUUAGGACUUUUUAUUUCAAAUGUACAUAUAUUUUGUAAAAGCAAUAUAAUGAAGCUAAAUUGUCAUGCCUAGUGUAUUAAAAACACUAGAGUAAACAUAAAGUCACGAUGCUUUAUAAACAAUAUUUGGAUGGACUUAUUUCACAAGGAGCAACAUGUGUGAAGGUAGUCGGCUGUGCAGUUUUCAUGGUGUUGCCUUACUUUAGACGUCUUAAAUCUGAACGACGCAACCCUCAAGAAUUACGUAAAACUUCUUUCAAAAUUGACAGUCCUGUCAGUCUGUAUACAAAAUAUCUUGUCAGCUUUAACACAACAAUGAUAAAUUGCAGUAAAAUAUAAUUGAAAUGAUCCCGUUGUUAAUAGUCAUCACAAUUCUAAAGGCUAUGUGCAAUGCCGAAGACUAUUACUACCGUUCUCAAAACGUCACAAGAUCGACCCUCUCCGGGAUAGCGGCGUACAGGUCAGCAUUAACGCUGGACUGGAUGGCGGCCGAAGACUUGAGGCAACGGGAACUGGCGGCGGCUUUCGAAACCGAGCCUUCGGUACCAGUGAAGAGCCUCUCGACAGACUGUAUCGGGUACGCGAGACCUGCUUCAGGAAAAGUCGCUCGGUUGAUGCUGGAACUGCUAAAAAAUCUAGAAGGCGAUGAAGGUACCAUUGUGACAGAACUGAUCCAAUCUUUGAUUCGGGCCAAACUGUUGGUGGAAACCUCCAUGCUAGAUGCGGAGCCAGACCUGGACUCCCUCGUGAAGACUCCAGGGGUGAUGAUGGGGGAACCGCACACCACCUUCCCAAGGAUCCUCGCUAUGACGUGGAUGACCGUCACUGACCCUGUUACUACUAAAAAGUUUGGAUGGUGCCCAAUUACCAAGGUAAACAAAUACUUGGCAAUGAGCAAGCCGAUAAUGGUAGCGAAACAGAUGCGGCAGUUGGAGCCAGUCAUCGCUAGAGCCCGAUUCAUUAUGGAGGAGUUUAUACAACACGUCACGCCACUCAACAUGUACCAGAAGAAACAUUCAGAAGGCCUUGAGAAGCCAACUGAAGCGACAACAUAUUCUGAAGAACCAAGACUGGUGAGGACUUACAGACGCCCAUCACGGACCCCAGGCACUAUUCGUUCAGUCCACGUGGCCCUAGCGCAAUCAGGUACGCCGUUCCUAGAAGCCGACCCAUUACCGAACAUCAUCAACGCUGAUGACGCAAUCAUAGUCACGUCAAAUCGCGUCAAACGUCAGAAAUACCACCCCUACGUCCUGCUUGCAAGUCUUGUGCUCGUUUUGUAAUAAAUGUUUUGAUGUUUUCCGUUUUCUUUUUUUCCACUUGAUUUUUAGUCGGCUUCUAAUCUUACUCAAUGAGGAUGUAGUUUUAAAAGGAGGAUGAGGAUGAAUUUAUUUUGACUAAUAGGAGUGAAUCUCGAUUCAAAGCUGUUAAAAUGUAUGUAAUACAAGCAGGCACUGGUCCGACCAAGGAAAUUGACAAGUAACAGCCACAUAUUAUAAUACUGGAUGUACAAUAAUGUUUAUUUACAUGGUAACCAAACAAUGCUGCGAUUUGAAACACGUAAAUAGUAAAUAAGGAUAAAAAUAAUGUUUCCCUAUUUACAUUUAAAGCCAUAAUGCAAUUAGCUCCCACAAUAUUUAUGUAAAUUUAUUAUUGUUAAUACGUGAAUUUUUCCGCAAGGAUUACAAUGAAACAAAAAUAUAUCUAAAAUAUAAUUUAUUGAUUUUUCAUGUAAAAUUAACACUUAUUUACUAAUUGGGAUUGUAUCAUACACUCUUGAUCAUAAAUAACUAGACUCAUACAGCACCUGAUUUGUACGAGGAAA
Molecule: messenger RNA, 3022 nt
Organism: Trichoplusia ni (cabbage looper)
Lineage: Eukaryota; Metazoa; Arthropoda; Insecta; Lepidoptera; Noctuidae
Exons: 6
Coding region: 1542-2480 (312 amino acids)
Source: RefSeq, a predicted model, not a curated record